This is a messenger RNA of Neoarius graeffei (lesser salmon catfish), 4125 nucleotides long. RefSeq lists its product as uncharacterized. Lineage: Eukaryota; Metazoa; Chordata; Actinopteri; Siluriformes; Ariidae. Gene Ontology annotation, cellular component: membrane; extracellular region. The record is from RefSeq and is a predicted model, not a curated record. The transcript is spliced from 35 exons. Gene Ontology annotation, molecular function: lipid binding. Gene Ontology annotation, biological process: lipid transport; lipoprotein metabolic process. Bases 96 to 3569 code for a protein of 1157 amino acids.
UGUUUCUUUCAGAAUUGGCAAAAGUGCUCAGGCAAGACUCAGCUGCAGAAAUACUAGUUCUUUUUAGUGGCUCCAACUGAGCGGCUGGUUUUUAAAUGCUUGCAUACAUGGAGACGCAAAAUUAUCACAUUGGCGGGCAAAAAGAAUUUGCCUCAGCAGAACGACGAUCUCAGAGUGUUAAAGAGAUAGAGAAUGUCCUGAAAAGAGUGUCUCUAAGUCACUCAAACAGACAGUACAAGGAGAAUAUCUUACUCAAUGGUUCCUCUAAUGCUACACAAACAUCAGAUAUUCAGCUCACACAGAAUGGAUGUCUGAAAUCAGGGAACCCAUUUCUAAGUCCAGUUCAGACCACAGCCAGUGGAUUCAGCCCAACAAGCACAAACCCAUUUUUGACUCAAGACAAAGACUCCAAUGAGAACACUGUUUCUAGAGACAACAACAAAGACUUCAUGUUAAGGCAUGGACAAAGUAAUGGGUGGCCUUACCUUCCAACAUCUUCAGCACCAUCACUUGAGAAUGACUGUGCUGUUUCCCCACCUCCUACUCUAAGCCAGGAAACAAACCAAGCCACAUUCCACAGUCAAAAAUGGGACAUAUUCCAAAAUUCAAACUCUGCCAGAAUUUCUCCAACUGGUCUAAGCAAUCAACAAACAAACAUUUUUGAACUUUUCAAAGAGGAAACCAAUGUCUCCCAGAGAAUGGUAGACGAUGAGAAAACAUCAGAAGAUAAGGAUUCUCUCUUAGAACGCAUACUAGCCAAUCAAAAGAAUGAUGAGGAACCCAUUCCUUCUACCACAGCAUCCAGUCAGCUGGACGUUCUUAAAAACAUGUCUAGUUUUUUACCUACUCCAGUGAUCAAUGAUGACAUGUUCACAAACACUGCUGCAUCUCAGUCAAGUGAUAUUGUUCAAACUCCUGAGUUUAGCGCACAGAGCACAGUAUUUCAAAAGACCCAAUUACUUCAGACCCCAGCAUCUCUCCAGAAUAAUAAUUCUCAUUUAUCUGAUAAUUCCACUGUGAAUAAUGGACUGUUCAAGCCACAGGACAUCCACUUUGACAAAAUGUUCACUCCUACAAAGCCAAGUCAUGGAAUGUUCCAGGAAACUUCUACAUUGCCUUCACCUCUUAAUGUAUCAACAAAUGGAGAGUGGAUGUUCAGAAGACGACCCCCCAAACCAACCCCACGCAGUAAGGCUCCUAAGAAUCCUAACAAGAGUAUCAAAGAUGACACACCUGCUGUAGCUGUACCUGCUGAUCAGAAACCUGCACAGACUCUGUUCACACCCACCAUGGCUUCUCCCAUGUCCUUACCUACUGUGACACAACCUACAACUAAUAUCCAGGACACCAUGCUAACUUAUGAAGUAAACCAGAGCCAAGUUUAUGAGGAUAUUCUCUUCAUCGGCCAGGAGAAGUGUGUGGAGGACUGGCCAGAGGACAGCCCUGAGCUUAACCCUAACUGGAAACCUGCUGGGAAAUUAAAACUAAGGAGGGAGUCUUUGAGGAUUGCUCUAGAAUCUGAGGCAGCCCAAAAUGCAGAUGUUCUUGGGAAGAAAUCUGGCAAAACAAAAAAGAAGCUGAAGCUCUCUAAAAGAGGGUCAAAGGAUAAAUCAGCAGAUGACGCGAGGGCUCUGCAAAUAGACACAGUUCCCCGAGAGUCAAAGGAAAAAUAUCCUGAUAGCUUGAAUGAUGUCUAUGGUGAUACUUUGCCUUGGGGGACAAAGUUCCAUGCAUCAGAUGACCCUUUUCUGUCUGAACAAGAAGACCAGACUGCAAGAAUGAAAAGCAAAUCAGUGAAGAGUAAAAAGACAAAAUUCAUAGUUCCUCGUUUGCAAAACCGAGGAGCCAGGACAAAAUCUCUUGAUGAAGGUUUUGAAAACGGAUCACCGUUUCUGCAAGCCUCCAAGAGUGAACUGUUUCAGGAGUCACAUGAAGAUAAGCUGAGCAACAGUGAACAGGAAGAACCAGUGAUGAAAGACUGCAGACCGAAGGAACCGUGGAAAUUCAAAUCCCAUCCUUCUCACUGUCAAUACAAGGAUGCUAUUGAAGAUGAUCUGAAGAAGCUGAAUGGCCUUUCAUUUUUGAAGGGAUCAAAGGAAGACAUGUCUGUAAGAGCUGAGAAUGAAAAUCGUCAUUUCUCUGCUGACUUACUCGCAGAGUAUCAGCAUGAGUCAUUUUCUUCAAAAUCUUCACAUAGCAGUGGAAAAAUGCAAGAAUUACAAGACGAUCAGCCAAAAAGACCUAUUAAAUUCAAAAUUCCUCAUUCAUCUCGGAAAGGAUCAAAGAGUACCCUGGAGAAUGAUAUCCCACAGAAAGGUGCUGAUUUAUUUAAAGCCAGUGACAUUAAAGGGUUGGAAAUGAAUGCAUCUGGAGAUUAUAGUCAGAUGAGGAAGUCUCCUGUACAAAGGAUUUCACCAAUAAUUCAGGAAGACUCAAAGGGCUUAAAUGACGCAAAGAAAGGAGCUGAUCUUUUUAAAGCAGGAGACAUUGAAGAUGAUAACUGGACGGAGAAGCAUUACUUGGACUCAAAAGCAGAGAAGCUGAAAAAGGCCAAGGAACAAGUGUUCGUUCCUGAAGACAUUGAACCACCAGGUGCUACUUCUGGUGAUUACUACCUUUCCGAAGCAGCUAAGGCUGAGUGGAUGUCCUCACAGAUGGACGUGAGGCGAGCAAGAGUGCCGGAUGGAAAAGAGGAACUGGAAGAACUGAAGGAGGAAGAGGAAGGGGACACUGACAGUCUGAUGGAGUGGUGGAACACAGUCGAAUUAUGGGACGAACUGCCAUCAGAUGAGGAAGUCAGCAUAAAGGAGAACGAGACAAAAUCGUUCACUGAGAUUGCUGACAAAGUCCACAAUGGUCUCAGAGUGUUCUAUAAAGUUUUCACUGAACAUGCCGAAUUCCUGUACCAGCAUGUGCUGAGGCUGUAUGCCAUCGGUGAUGACCUCAGCAACUUCCAUCGCCGUGCUAAGAUUGCCAGCAUCACAGGUGGCACAACCACAGCUGUGGGUGGUGUGGCAGCCAUUGCUGGACUAGCACUGGCUCCUGUCACGUUUGGGGCUUCUCUGAUUGUGUCUGCUGUUGGGCUGGGAGUAGCAACAGCCGGUGGGAUCACAGCAGCUUCGGCCACCAUAUCAGACAAUGUCCACGACACGAACGACCGUAAGAAGAUCGAGGUGGUGGUGCAAGACUAUGAGACCCGACUAGCAGAAUUACGUCGCUGCCUGCACUUUGUGGCUGAAGGUGUGUAUCGACUGCGCUUCCACCCUCUGCUGCGCCGUAAUAAUUACUAUGCUGGUGACUGGGAGGUGCGGCGGGCGCUUCAGACUAUCAGCUUGGUUGGAGAGCCGGUGGAGCAGGCUCAGGACGUUGUGGAGAAGUCCACAACAGCUCUGAACAGUGUGUGCAAAAGCAUGGAUAAUUACUUUAGCAAGGAUUCAAAGGAGCUGAAGGUGGGCUGUAAGAAGGAGGUUACAGCGCAAGUGAAUAUGUUAGCCAAGUUGCUGCAUGAUGGCUUAGUGGAACUCAACUCCCUACGAGACCAGCUAAUGGAAGCUAUUGGGCACAAUUAGAACUGGAAGUAGAUAAAGAAUUUAACCUUGUUAUCUAUGACUGGUCACGUGCUGCAUAUGAUGGAAAAGUGUGACUCAGUUUCUUUUAGUAUUGUAUCAUAAUGUAUUAACUUAAGAAGAUAUUUGUGACAAGGAAGACACUGGUCAAGAAAGAUCACAUGUUCAAUAUGCAUAUAAAAUAAGAAUGUAAAUGUAGGAAUAUUAAGUGUCUUCCCUUUUUUUUUUGCUAUGGUGCACUUAAUACAACUUGGAUGUAAGAUACCAUAUAUACUUGACAUAAACAGCUUCAGUGGUUGGAGUUUUGGUUUCCUUCUUUGUGCAGUUUAGUUCUUGUUUUAAUAAUCACUUCCACAUUGGGAAAUACCAUUCACUGUAGAUACCAUUCUGUAAUUUAGUUACUGUUAUCUUCUCAUCUUUAAUCUGUAUUGUAAACCACUAAGACUGAAAAAAAAUGGGCAGGAAUUGUACUGAUGCCUUAUGUAAGGUGUACUUGUGUUACUGUAUAUUUUGCUCAUGUUUAGCCUACUGUGCAAUACAAAGUCCUGAUAAUAUAUAA